Molecule: messenger RNA, 1572 nt
Organism: Andrographis paniculata
Lineage: Eukaryota; Viridiplantae; Streptophyta; Magnoliopsida; Lamiales; Acanthaceae
Product: protein ECERIFERUM 26-like
Exons: 3
Coding region: 96-1424 (442 amino acids)
Molecular function (GO): acyltransferase activity, transferring groups other than amino-acyl groups
Source: RefSeq, a predicted model, not a curated record
UUUGGCGAAAUAGUUGAUACAUUGAAGAAGCUUCUGAAAUCUCCAUUGCAGCAGCUAAUACAAACAGGCUGUACGUGAGCUAUAUCAUCAGCGCCAUGGUGUCGCCGGCGGACGAAAUCAACGGCGGCGAGAGCGCCAUACGCGACGUGAAGCUAUCGACGGUGGUUCCGGGGAGCAUCACGGGGGAGGACAACACUUACCAGUUCACCGACCUUGAUUUGGCGAUGAAGCUCCACUACAUAACGACGGUGCAUUUCUAUGGCGCCGCCGCCGUAGAAGGUUUAGGAAUCUAUGAUUUUAAGAAGCCGAUGUUCCUCUGGCUCCAGCACUGUUAUCCAAUCUGCGGCAGGAUUCGCCGCCGCGACGGCGGCCGGCCCUUCAUCAAGUGCAACGACAGCGGCGUUCGGAUUGUGGAGGCGGACUGCUCGAUGACGGUGGCGGAGUGGCUGGACCGCCGCGGCGGCGGCGACCACCACCGCCUGCUCGUCUACCAUCAACCGAUCUUCGCUAACGACUUCGGCUUCACGCCGCUCGUGUUCCUGCAGCUAACUAAGUUCAAGUGUGGAGGACUAUGUGUGGGGAUGAGAUGGGCACAUUUUCUUGGAGAUGCAUUCUCAGCUACACAAUGCAUCAAUCUAUGGGGAGAGAUCUUGGCCACACAAUCACUCCCACCCCAUUUCCACCUCAUUUCGGGUUCGGGUCCGAGUUCGGGUUUGUGUUUGGGUUUGGGUUCGGGCUUGUGCCGGUCUUUAAAAAUGCUCAAACCCCUCGGCGACAACUGGCUAACACCGAACAAUUCAAAGUUGCAAAUGCACACUUUCCACAUAACUCAAGAACACUUGAACGAUCUACUCGCCGAACACGACGAGGUAAGGCCUUUCGAAUUAAUAUCUGCGUACAUUUGGAAGUCGUUGGCCAAAAUUAGAGGGAACGAUGCAAAAAUAAUCGUGACCGUACGCAAAAAAGGAGGUUCCUUUGAUCGUAAUAAAUUGUUAGGAAAUACGCAUCAAAUGAUAGGUGUAGUGGAGGCUAAGACGACGAGCGCGGUUGCGGAUGGCAACCCGCUUGACUUAGCCAAGAUGAUUGGCGGCGGGAAGCUCGUCGACGAGACGAGCGUGGUUGAAAAGUGGUUAGGAGAUCAGAAUCUCGAUUGUGUUGUUUAUGGUUCGAAUCUUACUUUUGUGAAUUUGGAAGAAGUCGAUCUACACGGGCUACGAUUUAAGGGGAGGUCACCGGUUUUUGCUAGCAUUAGCAUUGGCGGCGUCGGCAAUGGCGGCGCGGUCGUUGUGGGCCCCGCCGUCGCAAAAUUGGAGGAUGAGAGGGGAGGUGGGAGGAGUGUGAGUGUUGUGUUGCCGGAGUGCGAAGUUGAUUACUUAAAUAAUGAACUUAGAGGUUUUUGGGAUACGGUUUCAAUCAGGUCCUGAAUUUAUUAUUAUUAUUAUUAUUAUUUUUUCAAGUAUGUAUUGAUGAUAAAAUAAAUAGAUUGUUUGUGCUAUUUGAUACCAACAUCAUGAUGUAUUUGCUUUGUUAUCAUCAAUUCAUUUCUAUGAAUAGUAGCAAUCAAUAGAAGAG